ACCAAUCCAGACUACCCACAACUGGUUUCCGUGACGAUUCGCUUCCUCAGCAGCCUUGGUCUACUCGUUGCACACUGCUUUUCAGGCGUUGGAGAUGAUGCGUCAAUCACUGGACACUAUUCUCCGACAGAAGCGGUGGGCUUCACUUUAUUACAGGACAAACCAAUCUGUCCGGAAGAAAAGAGCUCUUUUCCGUUGAGGUUGACCUUCCUCUGGUUUACCAGCUCCAUUAUUGAAGGCUGUAAACGCCCCACUACUUUUGACGAUUUAUGGCGUCUGAAUCCACGGUAUAUGAGCACCUACCUCAUUGGACGUGCUGAACGUUUCUGGGAUUCUCUGCUGGUUCAGAAACUAAAAAAACUCCACAAAGGACGCUAUGAAAGACUCCCGGCAGCCGAAACAGAUUUCCAGGUUCCUCCGAAAGGCUACCAACCAUCUUUGUUUGCCACAUUUGCUCGGACCUUUUGGAGGUUAUUCUUGACAGGAUUCAUCAUUCGUUUUGUUGGCGAUGCACUUUCUUUCGCUCAACCGCUUGUAAUCAGUGAACUGAUCACGUUCGUGCAAAUCAGCCAACCUGCAAACUUCAGCCAGAAUCCAGAUGAAACGGAGCCCACCUCGGUUGUGUAUGAGUGGCAUGGAUACUUCUUCGCCGUUCUUCUUCCGCUGAUUGGUUUUAUUCGUACCAUUCUGUUUCAACAGCAGUUUCACUACGCGUAUGUUUUGGGGAUGAAUAUGAGAGUGACGGCAGCGGGACUUGUAUACCGGAAGGCACUUCGUUUGUCCCAAAGUUCAAGACAAACGGCCACGGUUGGCGAAAUUGUCAAUCUUAUGGCAAUCGACUCACAACGAUUGGAGGAGGCGGGUGUCAUGAUCCACAUGGCUUGGUCAGCGCCACCCAUAAUUAUGGUUUCUUUGAUCAUGGUUUACUUGCAAAUGGGAUGGUCCGCACUGGCUGGCUUCGGUCUAGCUGUACUUCUGAUUCCCAUUAAUGUCGCGGUGGCCAGCAAGGCGAAAAUGUACCAAAUACAGUUAAUGAUGGUCAAAGAUGAUCGCAUCAAAUUACUGAAUCAGACUUUUGUUGGAAUCAAAGUUCUCAAGAUGUACGCCUGGGAACUGGCGUUUCAAGAUCGAAUAACAAAGCUGCGAGACAAAGAGGUCAACUUAAUUCGAAAAAUGGCUUAUCUGCGCUCAGUGAAUUCGGUCACUGCAUUUUGUGCACCAAUUCUCAUAUCGUUGGCUACCUUUGGAGCAUACGUUCUUUCGUCAGCGGACCAUGUACUAGACGCCAGACAGGUGUUUGUUUCUCUCUCGUUGUUCAACAUCAUGGCCUUCCCGCUGGCCAUGUUGCCCAAUCUGGUAGCCGUAGUGGUUCAAGCCGUAAUAGCUUUUAGGCGCAUUCAAAAGUUUUUGCUGAUGCCGGAACUCCAGUUUCAACAACGUGCACUCGAGUACACCGCUGCAGUCGAAAAUCAACGCGAUAUUGAAGAACCGGCAAUUUUUGUCUCCGAAGCGACAUUCGGUUGGGACAGCGAAACCGUAAUUUUCAACAAUUUGAACAUCAGCCUUUCGAAAGGGAGCUUCAAUGUUAUUAUUGGAGCGGUCGGGGCUGGCAAAUCGUCGCUGAUAUCCGCGAUCUUGGGAGAAUUGUAUCGCUACCGAGGGAUUGUCAGAACACAUGGCUCAAUAGCUUAUGUGCCUCAACAAGCCUGGUGUCUGAACACAACAGUGCAAGAGAACAUUCUAUUUGGUCAACUAAUGGAUCGCCCGUUUUACGAGAAAGUUCUACGAUGCUGUUGCCUCACUGAUGACUUGGAGCAGUUCCCGAAUGGGGAUCUCACGGAGAUAGGAGAACGGGUGAGUGGCGGAAAUUUCAGCCAUUUCCUUGCAUGUCGUCCAAAUAAUUACUACCACCUGGAUGUUCACUUGUUUUAUACAAGCGAGAGAUGGAGAAUCGUGGCAAGCUUAUUGGACAUAGAUUUGUUGGCACCAUCCGGAAUAAACCUUUCAGGUGGACAGAAACAGCGGAUAAGCCUUGCUCGAGCAGUAUACCAGAAAGCCGAUAUCUAUCUCCUUGAUGACCCUUUGUCUGCUGUUGACGCACAUGUGGCAAACGCUCUUUUCAGUCAGGUGAUUGGACCACAAGGUUUACUGAACCAGACUACGCGUCUUCUUGUCACCCACAGACUAAUCAACUUGGCACAAGCUGAUCAAAUUUUUACAAUUUGUCGAUCCAGUAUAUCCAGAGUGGCGUUUGGAGACUUAGGAAUUCGUCAGGACAGUCCUGCCUAUCAGACAAUCGAGUCGAGUGGCGAUUCCGGUUUGGGUUUUGCCACCGAGAGUUAUAUUGGCGAAAGUGGAACUCUGGCGGAACUGAUGGGACAUAAUGGACCAUUUGCUGCGUACAUGCGACAGUACCUUGCGGAGCAUCAAGACGCCGGAGAAGAACAAGAAAUCCCUCAGAAACGAUAUGAAACCGAUGAAAAUGGAGAUUUUGGAACGUGCUUGGUGCAGCCGGAUCAACUUAGCUUGCACGACUGCGAAAGUUUGGCCGCCUCAUCAGAAUUCACUUCCCAACAAGAUACAGAACUGAACAGAUUGCUGUCAGGUCGGCUGGUUGUCCAAGAACACGAAGAAACCGGAAGGAUUGCAUUUUCUGUCCUCAGUGCAUAUCGAUCAGCCUAUGGCAAUCUCCCCACCCUUCUUACUGUGGUUUCCUAUAUUCUAUUCAUCGUAUCUGUAAUCGGAAGCAACGUAUGGCUGAGCUAUUGGUCCCAGUCCGGAUCGAAAAGUGAUUCAGAAUCAGAGGACAAAGUUUGGGAACGCAAUUACUAUUUGGGCGUCUAUGGUGCCAUCGGCAUCGCACAAAGCAUUUUCACUCUGGUGAAGGUUUUGGCAUUGGUUUAUGGUUCAAGUAGAGCCUCCAAAGUGCUGCAUCUGAAGUUACUCGAAAACAUCCUGCGAGCUUCAUGCACAUUUUUUGAUACGACCCCCAGUGGUCGUAUUGUAAACAGAUUUUCAAGAGAUAUCGAUUCAGCAGAUCUCACGAUUCCAAUGAAUUUGCGCAUACUUCUUAUCACGGUGGCUGAUUUGGUUUCAUCCCUCGUCCUCAUCGCUAUCUCCAUACCAUGGUUCUUGCUGGUGCUCAUUCCCAUCUCCGCAGCGUUUACUGGCGUAUAUGUGCUCUACGUACGAACAAAUCGGCAACUCAAACGAAUUGAUUCGGUUCGUCGGUCACCCAUAUUUUCACACUUUCAAGAAACACUGAUGGGGGCAGCGUCGAUUCGAGCUUACAACCGCGUCCAACAGUUCACUGAAAAAUGUGACAGUUUGCUCGAUGAAAGUCAGAUGGCUCGAUACCCCAGUCUGGUUUGCUACCGUUGGCUGGGAGUGGUUGUCGAGUUUGUGGGGCAUUUUAUCACGCUCUUCGUGGGCCUUUUUGUCGUUGGCACCCGUGCUUCCAUUGGGUCUGGUUUUGCUGGACUAGCAAUCACAUUCACACUGAGAAUUUCGAACUCGUUAACCUUCAUCAUCCGAACCUUGGCGGAUUUGGAAGCAGAGUUCGUAUCUGUGGAAAGGAUAAUCGAAUACACCAAGGUUCCUCAAGAGGCUCCAUGGACCCUUCCUUCCGGAAGCGCGUUGCCUCAGAAUUGGCCUACCGCUGGUGAAGUUUUUUUUGAUAAAUACUCGACGCGCUACCGCCCGGGACUCGACUUGGUUCUCAGAAACAUCAACUUUCAUGUCAAAGGAGGAGAAAGAGUUGGUAUAGUUGGAAGAACGGGAGCUGGGAAAUCGUCGCUGACUGGUGCUCUUUUCCGCCUAAUUGAAUCGGUUGACGGUCGAAUCCUCAUUGACGGGUUGGACAUACGUCAAAUGGGACUCCAUGAUGUCCGAAAGAAUCUAACCAUAAUCCCACAGGAACCUGUCCUAUUUUCUGGAAGCUUGCGUUUCAACUUGGAUCCGGCGGGCAACUGGAGUGACGAUGAAUUAUGGAAUGCAUUGGAAAAUGCCCAUUUAAAGGAUUACUUUAUGGAACAGAGAGACCAGUUGGACUUUGAGUGUUCAGAAGGUGGGGAAAACUUGAGUGUUGGGCAAAGGCAAUUGGUCUGCUUGGCACGUGCUCUACUUGAGCAUAAUCAAAUACUGAUUUUGGACGAAGCCACGGCUGCCGUUGAUAUGCGCACCGAUGAACUAAUUCAGAACACGAUUCGUACGAAGUUCGCGGGCCACACCAUUCUGACUAUCGCCCACCGGUUGGAUACCGUCAUGAACUACGACAAAAUUCUUAUCCUCAGUCAGGGAUCAGUGGUCGAAUACGGCACACCGGAUUCAUUAUUAGCAAACAAGGAAUCCACUUUCAGUCAAAUGGCCAGGGAUGCAAAUUUAAUCUAGUUGAUGAGAGUUUCCCCCACUGCAACCAAUGCACUCGAUUGAUGUUGUGAUUACCAUCUUCUCGAUUUAAUAUGAUCUUUAAUUUGGCCCCAACUUUUGAGCAACAAUCUUCGGUCGCGACAAAAUUUUUGCACAUAUUUUGUUGCCUUCUUAGCUAUGAAGUAUUUUGACCAUUAUUCUUAGUUGUGUUGAUUCCGGAGAAUUGUGACUAGAAAGCAAAACCCAAGCGCAAA
Messenger RNA from Opisthorchis viverrini, 4622 nucleotides. RefSeq lists its product as hypothetical. Gene Ontology annotation, molecular function: ATP hydrolysis activity; ABC-type transporter activity; ATP binding. The annotation marks the transcript as partial. Gene Ontology annotation, cellular component: membrane. The transcript has 22 exons. The record is from RefSeq and is a predicted model, not a curated record. NCBI's taxonomy places the organism in Eukaryota, Metazoa, Platyhelminthes, Trematoda, Opisthorchiida, Opisthorchiidae. Gene Ontology annotation, biological process: transmembrane transport.